Messenger RNA from Impatiens glandulifera, 1825 nucleotides. RefSeq lists its product as uncharacterized. The coding region runs from base 466 to 1701 and encodes 411 amino acids. The transcript has a single exon. The record is from RefSeq and is a predicted model, not a curated record. NCBI's taxonomy places the organism in Eukaryota, Viridiplantae, Streptophyta, Magnoliopsida, Ericales, Balsaminaceae.
CAGAGCCCUUCAUCCAACCAUCCUCCAUUAGCCAUUUCUCUCUCCAUUUGAGAUCUACAUGACUCUGUAUCAUCAGAGAACUCGAAGAUAUUGAGCCCUAAUUUAGAUUAGCCAAAGGAAUUCUGAGAAAACCCACAGAGAUCUGCGAAAACCAUUGAUUGUGGUGGAAGAUGAGGAUUUCCAAGUCCAUGGAUUGUUCUCAAAGCCCCAGUAUCAGUUUACUCUUGCUGCUCGAAGCUUAUGCCAAAAGGUAUUCAUCCAAGAUCCCCUCAGAUUUGGUCCUUUUUCUAGGCCUUGGAUUCAUUGAUUGGUAGCAUUCACUGUAUUCAAUACUCGUCUUUUUCUUAAGGGGGGGAUAAUUAGUGUUGAUUCAGGUUUUCUAAUCUGGAAGGGACACGAUUAUUGGGGAUUAGAGUUAGACGUUUUCUUUCAAAUCUAGGGUUUCUCUGUAAUUCUGUUCUGUAAAUGAAAAGUCAUCAGCUUUCUACCCUAUUAUUGUUGGAUUCAAGUGCAUCUUCAUCUCAUGAUGAUGAACAAGAACUCGAAAUGAAUCGCCAACAGAUUUCUGACCCAUCUGAUAUAAUUGAGAAGAGUUUCAUUAAUGUCCCUAAAAUUGUAAUGAAAUAUGCUAAACGGGUUGAUAGUAUAUGGGGGGCUUGGUUCUUCUUUAGUUUCUAUUUCAAGCCUGUUCUGAAAGGGAAAUCCAAAGCUAAUAUCACUGUGGAAGUUGAUGGUUUGUCUGGCUUUACGAAAUCUGAUCUGGAUCUCGAUGUUUUCAUAGUCCAGCAUGAUAUGGAGAAUAUUUACAGGUGGGUUUUUAAGGAGAGACCUGAAAAUGCUUUAGGAAAGAUGCAGCUUAGGAGUUUCAUGAAUGGACAUUCUCAUCAUCAAGGAGAUCGUCGUCUGUUUCCGUUCAGUGUCGAAAAGGGAUUCGUUCGAUCGCACAGAAUGCAAAGGAAGUGUUACAGAGGACUUUCGAAUCCUCAAUGUGUUCAUGGAAUCGAACUCGUCCAAUUCCCCAAUUUACUAUCUCUAAGUGAAGAGGAUAAACAAAAGUGGGUUAACCUUACAGGAAGAGAUCUGAACUUCAAAAUCCCCCCUGAAGCUUUAGAUUUCUCUUCUUGGAGAAAUCUUUCAAUACCCGAAUCCAAACUCGAGAAAGCUCCAUUCUUUUCAAUCGAUAGCAAAGAAAAUCUAAAUUCACAGAAACUGCUUGAUGGGAUUGGCCAGAAAAGGAAGAAUUUUUCGCAUGAGUGGUUGAACGAUUUCAGUGGAGUGAUGAGGGAUGCUUAUGGGCCGGUUACAGCUGCCAAGACUAUAUACGAAGAUGGAGGUGGUUAUUUGAUAAUGGUGAGUUUACCAUUCGUCGAUAUUAAGAGGGUUAAGGUUUCUUGGAGGAACAGUUUGACAAAUGGGAUUAUUAAGGUUUCUUGUUUGAGCAUGUCGGGUGCGAUGUUUGUGAAGAGGAAAGAUAGGACAUUCAAGAUGUCUGAUCCGUCGCCUGAGCAUUGCCCUUCAGGGGAAUUCGUUAGAGAAAUCACACUUUCUACACGAAUACCUGAAAAUGCGAAUAUUGAAGCUUAUUAUGAUGAUGUGGAAGGAAUGAUGCUUGAGAUUUUGGUUCCGAAGAUUCGAGAGGGGAUCGAAGAACACGAGGUUCGUGUCUACCCUCAUAGUUAUAAUGAUCUUAUGUUACUUUGACUAGCUUUGUGAGUAAUAUUUCUCAAUUAUUGUCUAUGGAAUUGGGUUUGUAUCUGAUGUUUCUUGCUAAUAAUUGAUAAUAUUUUAUCGAUGCAAAAAAAUAAAAUAAGAUCAUAUCUUAAAU